Molecule: messenger RNA, 2659 nt
Organism: Daldinia decipiens
Lineage: Eukaryota; Fungi; Ascomycota; Sordariomycetes; Xylariales; Hypoxylaceae
Product: kinesin heavy chain
Exons: 2
Coding region: 173-2320 (715 amino acids)
Biological process (GO): DNA repair; microtubule-based movement
Cellular component (GO): microtubule; kinesin complex
Molecular function (GO): microtubule motor activity; microtubule binding; ATP hydrolysis activity
Source: RefSeq, a predicted model, not a curated record
CCAUCUUCUAAACAAAGCCUAAAAGUCGUCCAUAUCCUAAUAACAUCACCAUUAUUAAACAUCGAGGCACGCUGCGGAACCUCACAUUUAAUCCUUAUUGCAUCAUUCUUUUCACUUCUUAUCCAUUAUUUUCCAUAUCAGCUCCUAGGUCUUAUUGGCUUGAAAUACAGUCAUGUCUGUGAGAGUUGUCGCGCGGAUACGUCCGCUCCUAGACAAGGAAUUGGACAAGGACGUAAUCGUACAUGCUGCCAGCAACGAUGAUGGCAAGACAAGCAAUGUCGUCAAGAUCCCUAAUCCCAAGAAUGAAUCAGAGGAGUUCUCUUUCACGUUCAAUGGCGUGUACGAUCAAUUAACAACUCAAGAGGAGCUAUUUGCAGCGGAAGUCUCCCCUCUUCUUAAGUCCCUCUUCCAAGGCCUCGAUCUUACGAUAUUUGCUUAUGGUGUCACCGGAACCGGAAAGACUCAUACAAUGCGUGGUGGAUUAAAAUUGGCCGAGCGCGGUGUUAUCCCGAGACUCCUUAGUGGUGUCUUCCGUAGAGCUAAGAAGAUUGCCAAAGAUUCCGAUGGCGAGACGACGGUAGACGUUGCACUCUCAUACUACGAGAUUUAUAACGAUAAGGUCUUCGAUCUCCUCGAACCCCCUGAGAAACGGACGCCUUCAGGUUUGCCUCUUCGUGCAGAGGCUAAUGGCAAGACUGUUGUUGCUGGGUUAUCUGAACGUCCUUGCCAGGACCUAAAGGAUUUUGAGCGACUAUAUAUCGAGUCUAACAAUAAUCGUAUCACCGCAGCUACAAAGCUUAAUGCUCACAGCAGUAGAAGCCAUGCUAUUUUGCGUGUCAAGCUUACCCAGACAACAGGAGAUAUGGUUAAGGAGAGCACGGCAUCUGCCAUUGACUUAGCUGGUUCGGAAGACAACCGGCGGACAGAAAAUGGCAAGGAGCGGCUGGUUGAAUCUGCUGCUAUCAACAAAAGCUUGUUUGUGCUAAGUCAAUGCAUUGAUGCCAUCUCGAGAGGAGAUCGUCGGAUACCUUUUCGGGAGUCGAAAAUGACGCGAAUCCUCUCCCUCGGCCAAAACAAUGGCAUCACCAUUAUGAUUCUGAAUCUUGCACCGAUCCGAAGCUACCAUCUUGACACGCUCAGCAGCUUGAAUGUUAGUUCGAGAGCUAAGCGAAUCGAAGUUCGAGAAAUCGAAAAUGAGGUUGUAUUCAAGCAACCGCCUCGUUCUAGCUCCAACACUAGUUCAGGAACGGCUCGUCAGCCCCUGCGGCCUCUCGCGAAUGUGCAUAACAUCCAUUCGGGGACAGUGGCGGCAAAUAAAGCAGCAGACAAGCCAGAUCGCCCCGUCAAGGCAUUUAGUGUCUUUUCUGAUCGAUCGAAACCGCAACCCGCUUCUCGACCAACAGCCAAUACCACGAUAAAGCGAUCGCCACCCCAGCAUAAGCGCCCUUCGGAUUCCGAUGGUGGUAGUCGGCCAUCUAAGAUUACCCGCCCAGCAUUGGUACCCCGGUCGGCUAAACCUUCACAGCCAGCUCAACUAUCCAUGUCUGCUGACCAGAUAGAGGCAAUGGUAGAGAAGAAGGUCAGCGAGAUCCUCGCAUCUCGAACCCAGGCUGCUCCAACACCACCCGAAAUUAACGAAGCCGUCCAGAGACGCCUAGAGGCUCUAGAGAAGCGUAUCGAGGACACGCGCCAGGACGACUCGCGCUCGGAUGGAUUGCGAUUCUUACUCAUGGCGCGACAACAUAAGGAACGUGGCGAAGAAGCCAGCGCUCUCAAGAUGUACGAGAUGGCACUACCUUACUUCCCCGGUCAGGCCAAGCUUCUUGGGAGGAUUGAGAAGCUUAAGACUCGGCUGCAGGCGAAACGUGAGAUUCCCGGUGAAAUGGGUACCGAAGUCGACGAAUAUCUAGCUGAGAAGAAGCAUAAGAAGCUUGACCAACAGAUCGUGGACGACGAUGAUUUCAACGGCCUGGAAGCAGACGACGAUGGCGAGAUCUAUAUAGGUAAAGGACGUAAGCAAGGAAAGAAGUCCAAGGCUACAAAAGCACCUGCAGGGGAAUUUUGUGCGGUGGAAGAAGGCCCCAUAUCACAGAAUUUGCUAGAAAUCGUGAACUCGCGAGAUGUCGCUCUGAUCAGGAGCCUACAGGGCUUUGGACCUAAGAAGGCUCGGGAUCUAGUAGACUACUUAGAGCUGCUGCCUGAAGAGGAUGGCGGUCGUAUCGAUUCACUAGAACAGCUUAGAGCGGUCCCUGGGAUGGGUGGUCGCACGGUAGACCGCGCGUAUGAAGGCUUACUUGCAUCUUCCGGCGUUGCUUGUUAAAAGGGCAUUUUCUUUGGUCUGGUCACCUUAGGCUGCAUAUAUCGGCUGGCGGUUCUCUUUGCAUUCAGGCUCAGGCCAAACCAAGCUUGCAUAGGCGUGGCGUUAUAGGAACGGUAGCAUUUGCUAGGGUUACAAGUACUGGUUUCGAUUAUUUUUUACAAGGGUUCUUUGCAUCAUUCAGAGGAACGUGGAUGGGAUGUCAGUAGAGGGAGACCUUUCACUUGGAAUUGAGCGUCCGUAGGACCAAAGUUUAAGUGGAUGCAUCUAGAGAGAUGCUAGGUAAAAGGAAGGAAGACUUGAGUACCUAGAUAGGUGAAAUAUUACAGAUUGGUUGAUUUA